Messenger RNA from Elephantulus edwardii (Cape elephant shrew), 4149 nucleotides. RefSeq names its product KIAA1009 ortholog (gene CEP162). The transcript has 26 exons. Bases 1 to 4149 code for a protein of 1382 amino acids. Gene Ontology annotation, cellular component: centrosome; centriole; axonemal microtubule. Gene Ontology annotation, biological process: cilium assembly. The record is from RefSeq and is a predicted model, not a curated record. NCBI's taxonomy places the organism in Eukaryota, Metazoa, Chordata, Mammalia, Macroscelidea, Macroscelididae.
AUGGCUCACUAUUCCAAAGAAGAGCUAGAUGAAGAAUUUGAACAGUUUAUGAAAGAGCUUUCAGAUGAUUCAUUUGAAAAUUCAAGCAAAGCACUCAAGCCAACGAAAAAGGAAGAAAAGAAGAAAGAUUCAGCACCGUGGUGGAUGAGUGAAGAAGAAUUGGAAGAUGGUGGAUUGCUCAAAACAAAUGUAAGCUAUUUGAAAAUGAAGAAGACUUCCCAGCCUGUGAUGGAAAUGGAAGAGGAUUCUGAUGAAAAGUUGCAAUUUCUUAAGAGCAGUGGAACAUCUAUCUUGAGUAUUGACAGCUUAGAAACUAAUGAGCGGGUCAUUUCUGAGCUCAGCCAUAGUGUUCUUGGAUUGGGAUUGGACACUUUAGAAGAACAAGAAGAGAAAGAACAAUUUUUUGCCAGGCUUGAAAAAGGAUUAACAUCUUCUAUUGAUUAUUCAAGAUUAAAUAAAGAAUUGGAUUCUAAUGACUCCACACAUUUGAAAGCUAUACUUAGAGCAGAAAAUUAUAGUGAUGAUUUUGAAGAUGAGGAAGAUUCUAAGGCACCUUUAGCAACUAAGCAUGAAGAGACUGAUUCCAAAGAAAAACCCAAGUCAGAAAAAAUACCCAAACAGGAAGAAGAGAAAACUGGCAUGCUGGCUAAUGUUGUGCUGCUUGAUUCAUUAGAAUCUGUUGCAGAGGCUAACCUUAAUGAACAGGAAAAUGCAGCCAGUAAGCCAAAAGCCAUAACAGAAAUGACUGAAAAUGAAAUGACCACAACAGGUGUUUCUUAUGGACAAAGCAACAGUGAUAUUGAAGCCCUCCAUCAGGCUUACCAUCAUGUUGCCCAUUCUUUGGGAGACACUGAUGAACACAUUUUUGAGAGGAAUGCAGUAGAAAAUGCCAUGGGCACAGUGCAAGAUCGUCCUCAAGAUAGUGGUGACGAGUCUUCUAAAAAUGUUUCUACAACUGAAUCCGAUCUGCCCACUGUGGAAGAGCUGAUGAAACCUAUCAGAAUCAAUUCCUUUGGGGUCACUGGUUUUGAAGUACAGCCUGUCAGCUCUAAGAAAAUGGCAGAUGAUAAAGCACCUGAAUUUGCUAGCCCUUUUCUUAAGACAAACUCAAAUCAUAAGUUUCAAGACCCACAACAACACAUGAAUGAAUUUUUUUACAAAAGUAGUAAGAAUGUAAUUUCACAAAAGACAGCAAAUGAAGGUAGAGAAAAUAACUGUUCAGAAAUGACCACUGUACAAGAACAGAUAGAUAAAAUGUACCUUGAUAUUUUGAGGAAAAAAUUAUCCGUUGAUCCUUCAUUAUUACCUCAGGAGGGCAAAAUUAAUAAGAUGCUGAGAUCUCAGCUCAGUUUUGAAGAAAACACUGUACUUAGUAAAGAAGCACUAUGUAAGAAGACGAGAAGUGCACCUCCUUUACUGAAGCGAAAACCCCAGACUGGCUUAUACGCAUCAGUUAGGAGCUCAGGCUAUGGCAAACCCAGUUCACCAUUCAAGACAUUUUUGACUUACGAAAAGAAAACUUCCAAGGACACUGUGAAGAACAAAAACUUGAGAUCCAUUCCCACUUCAAAUCAAGCGAGGAAAAGGGAGAUUUUAUCUGGAACAAAAGUCCUCAAGUCUGCAGCUUUGGGAACACCAACUCCAAAACUAGAAAAUUGCCUGACUACUCCAAAGAAGUCAGAAGAUCCCACACAGAUUGAAUCCUGUGCUCAGUUUCAGAAUGAUUCUGCAGGAUAUCCUGGUGGGAAGGAGACAGAAUUAUUUUUGUUUAAAAGAGCUCAGGAAGCAGAGGAAAAAUGGAGGGGUGCACAGGAACUAAUUGAUCAAAUUAAAGUCACAUUCUCAAAUAAAGAACGUGAGCUGGAAAAUAAGAUGGAAGAACUAAAGAUACAACAAGAAAAAGAACUCUUCAGACUAAAUCAAGACAAUUAUAUUCUUCAAGCAAAGUUAAGUAGCUUUGAAGAAGCAAGCAAAAAACAAAGAUGGUUGCAUUUUGGAGAAUCAGCUGAUCCCGUCACUGAUGAAAAAUUGAAGGAAAUCCAAAAAGAAAUCCAAGAACAAGAAACACUUCUUCAAGGAUAUCAACAGGAAAACGAGAAACUGUAUAAUCAAAUGAAAGAUCUCCAAGAACAAAACAAGAAAAAUGAGGAGCUAAUGUUUAAGGAAAACCAGAGUUUAUUGAGUGAGCUAGCUUCCUUAAAAGAACAAAUGCAUAAAAGUCACCUCCUGACUCGAACAGUGGAGGACUCCGAACACUCCAGAAAUCAGAGUUUCACAGAACUGUUAGCAGAACUCCGCUUGGCACAGAAAGAAAAAAACAAUUUAUUAGAAGAUAUCAAAAGACUGAAGCAAGACAAACAAGCUCUCGAAGUAGAUUUGGAAAAGAUGAGAAAAGAGAAAGACCAAGCCAUAGAUCAAAUUGUUUAUACUACAGGUGAAAAGUUGUAUGAAAUAAAAAUUUUAGAGGAAACACAUAAACAAGAAAUCAGUCGUUUACAGAAAAGACUACAGUGGUAUGCUGAAAAUCAGGAGCUUCUAGAUAAAGAUACAGUCCGGCUAAAAGAAGCAAAUGAAGAAAUCAAGAAACUCAAACUUGAGGUUGAGAAACUGAAAGCUGAAUCUGGAAAUCCAUCUUUUCAGCAGAAGAUGCGUAUAAAAGAUAGAACAGUUGAUGCCAAGAAAAUUCAGGAUCUGGAACGGCAAGUUAAGGAAAUGGAAGGAAUUCUGAAGAGAAGAUAUCCCAAUUCUUUACCUGCUUUAAUAUUGGCUGCAUCAGCAGCAGGUGAUACAGUGAAUAGAAAUACGGUGGAAUUUAUGGAAAAAAGGAUUAAAAAGCUUGAAGCUGAUCUUGAGGGCAAAGAUGAAGAAGCAAAAAAGAGCCUUCGUACCAUGGAACAGCAGUUUCAGAAAAUGAAGAUUCAGUAUGAAUGCCGACUAGAGGAACAGGAUCAGCUACUCGCCUCCAAGUCAGAGGAAGCAGCCCAGAACCUGCAUGACAGCUCCUCUGUGGUGAAAGCUCUUGAGAAGGAGCUCAGCGAUGUGAAGGAAGCCCAUCAGGUCACUGUAAGAAGCCUUGAAGCUGAAAUCAGCACUCUGAAACAACAGAAUGCUGAGUUUGAACUGAAGAAGAACAAUAAAGAGGAUAAAGACUUUGAGUCUAUAGAAUUCCAGGUAGAACAGGCUCAUGCCAAAGCUAAACUGGUACGGCUCAAUGAGGAACUGGCUACAAAAACAAGGGAGAUACAGGACCUUUCAAAAACUGUGGAGAGAUUGCAGAAGGAGAGAAGAAUGAUGCUGACUAAUCAGAACCCAAAAGGUAGAGAGGAAACAUCCACCAGAAAGACGAAGAAAGACAUUGUGCAUGCAGGUAAAGGGAAUGCCAGGUCUGCAAGAGCCCUGGGUGACGAGCUUUACCAACCACAUGCUUUCUCUGAUUCCCAUACGUCAGAAGUUCUACAGGAAAACCUCACACUGAAAAAUGAGCUACAGAGAGUCAUUUUGGAGAGGAAUGAACUCAAGAUGAAAUCUGAAGCAGCAUCAAAUCAGUUUGAAAAUUCCAUCAAAAGGAUCAAGGAAGAUACCACAGCACGAAUCACAUCUCUCAAAGCAUCUCAUCAGAGAGAGUUAGAGAAACUCCUUUGCCAAAAUGCAAUAGAAAAUUCCUCUUCCAAAGUAGCUGAACUAAAUCGUAAAAUAGCAACUCAAGAGGUACUUAUAAAACAUUUCCAAAAUCAAGUUCAUGAGCUGCAGGGUAAGCAAGAAUCACUUGCAGUUUCUCAAGUUCGAGAAGAAAUCCUACAGAAUGAGGUUACAAAACUCUUAGAAGAAUUGAGAGAAGCCAAAGAAAAUCAUACACCAGAGAUGAAGCACUUCAUGGGCUUAGAAACGAAAAUAAAACAGAUGGAAAAGAGGCAUGAGCAAAGAGAGCAGGAACUUCAACAGAUAAUACAGCAAACUCGCCAAGUAGUAGAAACUGAGCAAAACAAGGAAGUGGAAAAAUGGAAACGGCUUGCACAGUUAAAGAACCGAGAGCUGGACAAGUUUCGCACGGAACUAGACUCAAUCUUAGAUGUUCUCCGAGAGCUGCACCGACAGGGCCUAGUUGUUCCUGUCACUUUUUCAAAUGAAGCGAAUGCACUAGAGUAUUAG